AUGACUGCAGCUGCCAAAGACGAUUGCAGUAAGCAAAGUAAGAAUGUAGCUGUUAUAGGUGCAGGCGUUAGUGGGCUUGCUGCUGCAUACAAGCUGAAAUCAAACGGGGUGAAAGUGACAGUGUUUGAAGCUGAAGGAAGAGCGGGAGGAAAAUUAAGAAGUGUUUCCCAUCAUGGUCUUAUUUGGGAAGAGGGAGCUAAUACCAUGACUGAGAGUGAAGUGGAGGUCAAAAGUUUACUUGAUGAUCUUGGACUUAGAGAGAAGCAACAAUUUCCCAUUGCGCAGAACAAACGGUAUAUUGUGAGGAAUGGGAUGCCAGUACUGGUAUGUCUAUCUUAUGGGUCUUUGUUGCCAACCAAUAAGCUUACUUCCAUUGUUACUUAUACAAAAAGGAACAUACCAACAAAUCCAGUUGCGCUGAUCAAGAGCAACUUUCUAUCUUCACAAUCAAAGCUGCAAAUAAUUUUGGAGCCAUUUUUAUGGAAGAAAAAAGAGGCCUCAAAAGUUUCUGAUAAUGAUAUGCAAGAAAGUGUUGGUGAGUUCUUUCAGCGGCAUUUCGGGAAAGAGGUUGUUGAUUAUCUUAUUGACCCUUUUGUUGCUGGCACAAGUGGUGGAGAUCCUGAAUCUCUUUCUGCACGCCACAAUUUUCCAGACGUGUGGAAUUUAGAGAAGCGGUUUGGUUCUAUCAUAGCUGGGGCGGUUAAAACCAAGCUAUCUGCCAAAAAGGAGAAGAAUGAAGAAAUAAAAGGCUCUUCAGAAAAAAAGAAACGCCAACAUGGUUCGUUUUCUUUUAUUGGUGGAAUGCAGGAUAUAGAUGUUUGGCCAGCUUAUUGUCCAGCACUGCAGGUGAAAGCAUCCCUUGCGAAGAUGUUGUUUUUCAUGCAGAUGCAUGGUGUUACUUUCUUAAGCACAGAUCCCAUCUGUAAUGAGUUUGAGUCCUCCUACCCUUGGUUAGCUACAAGACUAAUUCCCCUUGGUGGUUACCAACUAAUGUCAUCUGGAACUCAUACUAGACCUGUGCUCAACCAAGGGCUGGCCUGUUCUAGUGGGGCCAGUCGAAGCAGUGGAGGAUUAACUGUGGUGGCCAAAAGGAUCUGUAAAUACCCUACACUCACUGAUACUUUGUGCACAAAGCUUGGGAAAGAUGGGCUUAAACUAGAAUCCAAGGUCUUGUCGUUGUCUUACUGUCAUGAUGGGAAGUCACCUUUGGAGAAUUGGUCAGUUUCUUAUGCUUCUAAGGGUGGAAAGCAUGCACAAGCAUCGUCUUAUGAUGCUGUCAUCAUGACGAUCUAUGUAUUGAUUGACCAUUGUAAGAAUACGCUUUGUGUGCCUGCUUUUAUACAUUUUGCUUUUAGGAGUUGGAUGGCAUCUUACCUUGUUUCUCUCUUAAAUGCUUUGGCGUACAUAAACAUAUCCGCUCCAUUGUGCAAUGUUAAAGAAAUGAAUAUUAAUAAAGGCAGAAAUCUCUUCCCAUUGGACUUUCUUCCCCAGAUGAGUUACAUGCCACUAUCAGUCAUAAUUACUACCUUUAAGAAAGAGGAUGUCAAGAGACCUCUAGAAGGAUUUGGAGUUCUUGUUCCUUCUAAGGAGCAACAAAAUGGUUUAAAAACUCUUGGUACACUCUUCUCAUCUAUGAUGUUUCCAGAUCGUGCACCCAAGGACCUCCAUCUCUAUACCACCUUUGUUGGUGGGAGUCGAAACAAGGAACUAGCAAAAGCUUCAACGGAUGAUCUAAAAGCGAUUGUUACUUCUGAUCUUAGACAGCUGUUAGGAGUGGAAGGAGAGCCGAAAUUUGUGAAUCAUUACUACUGGAGUAAACCAUUUCCAACGUAUGGGCGGAACUAUGAUUUAGUGCUAGAAGCAAUUGAGAAAAUGGAGAAAAAUCUUCCUGGAUUUUUCUAUGCAGGUAACCACAAAGGCGGAUUGUCCGUGGGCAAAGCAAUAGCCUCUGGAUGCAAUGCAGCUGAUCUUGUGAUCUCCUAUUUGGAAUCUUCUGCGGAUGACAAGAUGCUGGAAGAAGGGCCACAAUCUUAG
Molecule: messenger RNA, 2034 nt
Organism: Dovyalis caffra
Lineage: Eukaryota; Viridiplantae; Streptophyta; Magnoliopsida; Malpighiales; Salicaceae
Source: the annotation of a GenBank genome assembly